Molecule: messenger RNA, 1798 nt
Organism: Sinocyclocheilus anshuiensis
Lineage: Eukaryota; Metazoa; Chordata; Actinopteri; Cypriniformes; Cyprinidae
Gene: yipf4
Product: Yip1 domain family, member 4
Exons: 6
Coding region: 293-1006 (237 amino acids)
Biological process (GO): endoplasmic reticulum to Golgi vesicle-mediated transport; vesicle fusion with Golgi apparatus
Cellular component (GO): membrane; trans-Golgi network
Source: RefSeq, a predicted model, not a curated record
UUCAGAACGGUCACGGGGUGGUGCUGUCUCGGUGCAUUGAACGUGUGUUGUCGGUGCUCGGUUCUGGCGCUGGGUGGAGCGCGCGCCUCCCCGUUCCGUUCUGCUCCAGGAUUUGACGUGUCGUCUGUGUUUUUUCUGCACUUCCUGCUUCCGCCAUGACUGUUUUGAGCCAGCAGUCCCGUCCGAAAGCUGAUCGGUAGGAAUCGUUAAACGUGGCAAUGGUGUGAAUGUGCGCGAUCGGCGGCGGUGUGUGUGAUCGUGAGUGAAGCCCGAGCUGUUAUUGCUGUCAGCCAUGCAGUUCUCUCCCACCAACGGAGAUUUUACCUUCGUCUCCUCGACGGACGCUGAAGAGCUCAGUGGCACCAUCGAUGCACCAGAUAUCACACUAAGUAUGGGCCCUGAUUCCACCAGGGACACUUACGCCACCACCUUCCUAAAACAGAGAGGUUAUGGAUGGUUGCUGGAGGUGGAGGAAGAGGAUUCCGAGGACACUAAACCGCUCCUGGAGGAGUUGGACAUUGAUUUAAAGGACAUCUACUACAAGAUCAGGUGUGUGUUGAUGCCCAUGCCCUCGCUGGGUUUUAAUAGACAGGUGGUGAGGGACAAUCCUGAUUUCUGGGGCCCGCUGGCUGUUGUCCUGCUCUUCUCCAUGAUCUCCAUCUAUGGACAGUUUAGGGUUGUUUCCUGGAUUAUUACGAUCUGGAUAUUUGGAUCACUGACUAUUUUCCUUCUUGCAAGAGUGCUGGGUGGAGAGGUGUCUUAUGGACAAGUGCUUGGGGUUAUUGGCUAUUCUUUGCUCCCACUCAUUGUAAUAGCUCCACUUCUCCUGGUCAUUGGGGGUUUUGAAGUCAUCUCUACACUCAUAAAGCUUUUUGGAGUAUUCUGGGCUGCGUACAGUGCUGCCUCUUUACUCGUCGGUGAUGAAUUCAAAACGAAGAAACCCCUUCUCAUAUAUCCCAUCUUUCUUUUGUACAUCUACUUCCUGUCUCUGUAUACUGGAGUCUGAAUUGACCACAGGCUUUGAUUGGCUCGUUGCUUGGACAUUGACAAAGAGCACUGUGGAGAGCUACACAGCAGGGAUGUUCCAUGAAGACCAAGAAGGAUUUUGCAUUUUCUUUUACCCUGUUUAUAAUCCUAUAUGCUUUGGGGAAUGAGGUGUACAGACAUUAGUGUAUUUAACUGCUUCCAUUUAUUUUGUACACAAUAAAAAGCUGCAUCUUUUACUGUGGAAGCCCUGUUUGCAGAGAUCCCUCUGCCACUGAAAUCUGGAGCCCUCGUUUUACAUGAUAUUUACAAACCCCAAAAGGAAAAAAAAGAGAACUUUAUAUUGUAAAAGAUUAUGGAAAGCAUGAUCGUCAUGUAACAGAAAUUAUGUGUCACCACACAUAAUGGACUGAAAACUUUUUUGAGUUAACCAGCUGACGGUAGACAGAUUUUGUUGUUGUUGUAGACUGAUCCAAUACAUUCACUGAAUUCUUGAUCUAAUCAGUUUUCAUUUUUAAUUUAUGAGUUCUACAUGGAAAAAGAGAGUAUGCAGGCAGUACAGCUUAGAUUUAAAAGGUCUGCUUUGAAUGGGUGCCUUGAAUUGGUCGUUUUAUAUGGCUGUGGUGUAUUUUAUUUCUGUAAAUGUAGCCAAAAAGGAAAGGAAUUUUUAUUUGUAGAACAUGCAAUUGAAAACAACUUUCUACCUGGUGAUGUGUACACUGCAGACAUAUGUUACCAUAUUAGUUGAGCUAAAACUAUUGAGUCUGGAAAUUGUUAUAUUCAUGAAUAAGAUUAAAAUCUAUUGACACUGUAA